Nyctereutes procyonoides (raccoon dog) is the source of this 2095-nucleotide messenger RNA. It is a transcript of the gene GJA4, whose product is annotated as gap junction protein alpha 4. Gene Ontology annotation, biological process: cell communication. Gene Ontology annotation, cellular component: connexin complex. The record is from RefSeq and is a predicted model, not a curated record. NCBI's taxonomy places the organism in Eukaryota, Metazoa, Chordata, Mammalia, Carnivora, Canidae. The transcript has 2 exons. Bases 575 to 1576 code for a protein of 333 amino acids.
UCCCUUUUAUGGGGAGAGGACACUCAGGUGCUGAGGUCGCUGCUCAGCCAGGGGGAGCCGGCGAGGGGGAGGGAGGACCAACGCCUGGCUCUAAACAGCGUGGCUCCAAGAAGAGGCACCUCCCCUGCACCUUUCCCUCCGCUCUCUGAUGUUCUGGGAACUUUGCGGGGGUGGGGGGGGCCAACCCCGGGGCGCCCAUCCCGCUAGGACAAUUCUUUCAAGAGUUGAGAACUUGGUAGCAACAGCUUGGGGGGUGGGGCGGCGCAAGGAGGAAGGAGAUUGGAGCAGUGGCCACGCUUCAGCGGCAGGUGGUCGCUAUUGCUGACAGGUGGGACCAUGACCUUUAGCGCCUAACGCCCCUCCCUCCGCCCCCCUCCCCACCACCAGCUGAAAGGUUAGAGUGAGGGCAGCUGGGUGAGCUACACUGGGCAGAAGAGUGGGGACCUGAGGCUUUGGGGCCCCUGAGAAGGUGAAGAUAGCACCACCACCACCCGCACCCCAGACAGCGUGUCGGGGGCAGGAGGAAGGAGGGGCGAAGCACAGCUGUGUGGCCUCAAACGGAGGCCAGCGAGCCAUGGGCGACUGGGGCUUCCUCGAGAAGCUGCUGGAUCAGGUCCAGGAGCACUCGACUGUGGUGGGCAAGAUCUGGCUGACGGUGCUUUUCAUCUUCCGCAUCCUCAUCCUGGGCCUGGCUGGCGAGUCGGUGUGGGGCGACGAGCAGUCCGAUUUCGAGUGCAACACGGCCCAGCCAGGCUGCACUAACGUCUGCUAUGACCAGGCCUUCCCCAUCUCCCACAUCCGCUACUGGGUGCUGCAGUUCCUCUUCGUCAGCACGCCCACCCUGGUCUACCUGGGCCACGUCAUCUACCUGUCUCGGCGCGAGGAGCGGCUGCGGCAGAAGGAGGGGGAGCUGCGGGCCCUGCCGGCCAAGGACCCGCGUGUGGAGCGGGCACUGGCAGCCGUCGAGCGUCAGAUGGCCAAGAUCUCAGUGGCGGAGGACGGCCGCCUGCGGAUCCGCGGGGCGCUGAUGGGCACCUACGUGGCCAGCGUGCUCUGUAAGAGCGUGCUGGAGGCCGGCUUCCUCUACGGCCAGUGGCGUCUCUACGGCUGGACCAUGGAGCCUGUGUUUGUGUGCCAGCGCGCGCCCUGCCCCUACCUCGUGGACUGCUUCGUCUCACGCCCCACGGAGAAGACUAUCUUCAUCAUCUUCAUGCUGGUGGUUGGACUCAUCUCCCUGGUGCUCAACCUGCUGGAGCUGGCUCACCUGCUGUGCCGCUGCCUCAGCCGGGGGAUGAAGGCCCAGCAGGGCCAGGAUGCCCCCCCACCCCGGGGCGCCUCCUCGGAGCCCUACGCCGACCAGGUCUUCUUCUACCUGCCCAUGGGAGAGGGACCCUCGUCCCCGCCGUGCCCCACCUACAACGGGCUCUCCUCCAGCGAGCAGAACUGGGCCAACCUGACUAAGGAGGAGAGGCUGGCUUCCUCCAGGGCCCCCCUCUUCCUGGACCCACCCCCCGAGAGUGGCCAGAAAUCUCCCAGUCGCCCCAGCAGCUCUGCUUCCAAGAAGCAGUAUGUGUAGGGCCCGGGGCUUCCGUCACCCGACAGAGGGGCCCGGAGAAGUCUGGCGGCCUGGGAUGCCCUGUCCUUGAAGACUGCAGGGAAGACAUGGGGAGGGGAGCAGGUGCUCACUGGCCGGGGGCCUCGUUGCAGCUUGUUCUUGGACACCUGGGGCCUUCCUGGUGAACAGGAGGCACCAAGGUCUCCCCUCCAGGACACGACCUUGCCUCGGGCAUGGACAGAGCCAGCCUGGAGUGCUCUGGGCCAAGGGUGUUGCAGCGCCUCCAGACUUUUUCACCUGGUUCAGAGCAAACCCAGAGCCAGUUUUACCCCAGCCUCACGGCAGCUCCACCUCCACCCACGUUGUCCCCCCAGGAGGCUGUUGUCCCCCCAGGAGGCUGAUGGAGGCCGCGGGGUCGGCCUUGGUCACACACACACACGGAGCCUGUGCUGGAUCCGGCUCUGCCACAGGGACUGGUUCUCAUUCUCCUCACUCCUCCCUAGUUCCACUGUUUAUGCUUCUAAAAUAAACAAGACUUGA